Mizuhopecten yessoensis (Yesso scallop) is the source of this 3883-nucleotide messenger RNA. RefSeq lists its product as uncharacterized. The transcript is spliced from 2 exons. Bases 127 to 1077 code for a protein of 316 amino acids. The record is from RefSeq and is a predicted model, not a curated record. NCBI's taxonomy places the organism in Eukaryota, Metazoa, Mollusca, Bivalvia, Pectinida, Pectinidae.
GAUAAAGGAUAUUUGAUAAUUUGGGAUGAUUUGAAGCGUUUAGGGAGACUAAACUGCGUGUAUAAUUUGCAGUUAAUGAUAAUUUACACGAUUUAAAGACGAAACCCAUUUUGUGAUCCGCGCACCAUGCGCCUCUUCAAUGACGACAAGCCGAAGGAAGUCACUGCAUACCCAGGCUAUGAUCCUGGGUACACAUCGCCACGCCCAGUCGCGCGUGUUAGACCGGAAGCUGAAGAGUUCGCAUGUAAAGCACGUGGCUCUCUCGAGCUUUUCGGGUCUGGUGAGCCAAAAGUCAUACGUGAACCAGUGCGCGAGCCGAGGUGUCAAACCAGUGAUGCAUUGGAUAACUACCAGCUAGGGAGGAAUGGAAUGGUGUCUAACCUACUGGGAGGUCAGGGGGGAGCCCCUCCUGUAUCGUCUCGAGUAGAGCGUGUGAAACCAGAAGCCAGGGGAAUCGCCAAUGCCCAUUCUGGAAGUGGCACUGCGGCACUGUUUACAAAUUAUGGCAAUAUACCAAGAUCUGCACGCGCUGCACCACGAAUUAAACCGGAAGCGGAGGGAGCCGCUGAAGCACACAAGGGUGGAAAUAUCAACAAACUGCUGCAUGAUCCCCGUAAGAUACCACAGUCUGCGAGACCUGUUCCUCGUGUAAAGGACGAAGCCCGUACCAUCGCAGAAAAGGAAGGAAGGUCUAUGAAUAAGAAUCUGACACAGUUUGCCGUAGGACCGAUCAGUGGGCGUCCGGAACCACGUGUAAAAAGGGAGGCGCAAGAUACGGCAGAUAUGGCAAAGGGUGGGCGCAUAAACGAUAUGUUUACACAAUAUGGACGCAUGCCUUUGUCCGCGAAACCUGUUCCGAAAGUAAAAGGUGAUGGAGAGGAUAACGCGAGCAUGGCAAAGGGGGGACGUAUGUCUCGACUGAUGCAUGACGCCAGUAGCAUGCCGUCAGACCCACGCCCUAUCCCCCGGGCAGGCUCGUCUUCAGCCAAGAGAAACAUGAAGGCUCAUCGAGGGCAAAUGGCGUCUAUAUUUGCUCAGCAAGGCAGCAGAACUGUAGCGAUGACGGCAGCACGUUAGGACAUGGACACAUUGUGGACUAAAUCCCUAAUUAAUUGUCUCAUUCUGAUCUCCCUAACAACACAUCCAUGUGGUCAUGGUCAUGAACAUGCUUUCAUUAAUCAUCAUGGAGACGCUUGUAUGUUUGAGAUGGUGCUUUUAUUUCUUACAAAUGUUUGGUGUCAAGUAAUUGUUUAACUUUGUCAUCGCGUGCACGUACGUGAUCUAUAUUCUGCGUUCGAACUGUUAGUUGUUAGGUUUAGCUUUGGAGAAGGAGUAGAAUUAAUCUCUUUACAGAAUCACAGAAUUGGUUGCAACUGAACAGGGUAAGACUAUCACAAGAAAUGACGUACGACCUAUCAGACAAUCCAAUUACCAUUAUUGUCUUUGUUAAUCGUUAUGGACACUUUUUUUUCUAAAUACCAAGCGAGAUAAACAGUCAUUGAUAUCAUAUUACUGAAAAUACAGCGCAAUAUCACGAUCAGUUCUGGAAAACAUUCGAAUUUGAUUCUGUGUUUCCGUGAAAACCCUCCAAAACGUUGUGAUUUGCUCCUAUUGUUUUGCGUGAAAAGGUUGAAGUAUUGUGGUUUGCUUUUAUACGUCAUUGCAUGGUGACUUUCAUGUCAUACGUCAUAUAUCUCAUCUGGGAAAGACAAGUAAACGAAAGUUGACCCUCAAAUUUUAAUUUCAGUGGCAAUUUAUGUUCACGCUACAGUUCUGCAUACUUAACCCAUCACCGUGAUGCAAUAUACACCGCGCACUUGUUUUUAAGCUCUGCAAUAUAUGAUAAAUAUUUUUUUAAAUGCUUCUUGUCUUUGAGAAUCUAAAAGUGAUAUAUUUUGCAAAUUUGUAUGUAUUUGCAGUAUUUUACCUUGAUAUAUUUUCUAACGGAAUAUUCUCCUCUUUAAAUAGAUAUUAUUCGUCUUUAUAAAUUGUGUAUUUUUAAAAUGUUUGACGAGGAAGCUUGGCGUGGCUUCGUUAAAUGUAAUAAGAUACCGUUAUUUUCCAAGCAAUGGUCAAAGUGACUUCAGGACUGGAAUUGAUCAAUUUUAAUAUUAUUGUUUACAAUGUGUUGCCUGCAGUUAUACCAUCCAUAGGUUCAACUAGGACUGCACUACCGUAUAGGCUAAACAGUAAAAACUUCGAUAUAACGUCCAUCUUUUAUAUACAGAAAAACCUCGAUGUAAUGCCCCUCGUUUAAUUUGUCAACUCACAUGUUAUAAUCAACUUUUUUUUUCGGGUUCUCUCUUAAUAUUUUUUUAUACACUUGUGCGCCUCCAUUGAUAUUAGCGCAGAAUUUUCAUUUUAUAUAGGUUACAUGCAUUACAUAUUAUUGCAAAAGAAGAAAACGGAUCGGACGCAACAUUGAUGGCAGUAGGUUUGACGGCUGGCACAGGACAAAAAUCCUAUUUAUAAAAUAUCAAGACUGAAGUAGUGAAGCUUUGCGCAAUAUGAUGUAUGGGAAGUCCUAAACAAUCUUUCUUUUUUGUUAUACCGACAAUCUUCAUGUUUUAAUAAUGGCAAAUAAUUUCUUACAAUUUCGUUUAGGAGAAAAACAAUUUUUAUGUGCAAAAUUUAUUGUAAUUGCAAAGAAAAAGCAACAGUAGGCAUCUAAAGUUUGUUGUUUUGAGGUACUUUUUAAAAGGAAAAUUUAUGAUUAUAUUUUCAUGAAAAGUCAAUAUUGCGCCUCUUAGUUUGAAUAGGAAAUGAAAAUUUGUGUGUGUUUGAAGUUAUCAUUAAUAUCCUUACAGGUUCAGUUCAAAAUAAAAUUACUACAAUGGGGAACAUAUAAAGAAGUCACUUAACACAGAUUGUCUCUGAAUAGGGGUGGUUGCAUGAGAAGGUUUGACUGAGUUGAAUUUGAGGACACGUGUCUCAUCAGGAAGGGUUUGUAAAUGUAGGUAGCUGAAAUGCAUGUUUUUGUUGUAACUUUCAUUUCAUAUUUUUCAUUUAGUCAAAAGUGCAAUUUCCCAUUUUAUAUUUUUGUAUUGUGAAUCACGUCCUCGGCAAUCGUUGUGUAUAUAUGUAUUUUUGCUUAAAGUGUUAUUUACUUAUCUUUGUGUUUUCUUGAAUCACAUGACCUGUAUAUAAAUCAUUCCAUUCCUUUCUGUGAUAUCGUAGGCAUGUGUACUCUUGUUAUUUAGUUUUCCCCGUGGAGCCGGGCAGGUUGUAGUCCCAUCUGUUGUGUAAUUGCUCAAUAUAUUGUUAAAUACCUUGAAACACUUUAAUCAGGACUCACGAAAUGUGUCUAAUUAGAAAUAAUUGAUCAUCUUAUUUGGUGAAAAAAAAUAUUCACCUGAUUCUUCCAUUUCUUUCAUCAAAGCGUUACCCACACCUUCCAGAAAACAAUGGCGUCUAUUAAAAAUAUACGCACUAGUCAUCAAUAGUAAGCUACCUAGAUGAUGGCUCCCAUUAUUCGUUAGUAGCUGUAGAUUAAGGUAAAUAUUCAUUUUCUAAUUUCGUUAAAUUCUGAUUUAAUUUUGGAAACUUAAUUUCUAUUUACAUAUUAUAAGUUUUAUAUCGAACGAAAUUUAAUUGCAGAGAGACAUUUCAAAACUUGUCUCUUAAUAAAGAGUAAGGAUGGAUAUAAGUUGUUCUCUAAUGUUGUGUGUCCGUAAUAAAUCCCGUCCAUUUCUUUUAAAACAGAUAAAAUUCUAAACUCAUAAGAUUCAUGUUCAACCAGUUUUUUCCAUUUUGUUUUCAUCGAUUAUUAAGAAAAAACCGUUUGUAACAAUUUGAUUGUUGCACUGUUUCUCAUGAUCAAAUGUAAAACAAAGCUCACAUGUGUGGACGUUUGUGUAGUGGAGGAAUAAAAACGAGAAAAAUA